ACAACAUGGAAUAAAAUUUUUUAGAUGGCGACUCGUAUUUUCACAUGUUACCACAUAAAAUAAGAUUAUGUUAUUCCAUCUAAAAAUAAAAUUUUUCACAUCAAAAAAAAGAUUUUAAAUAAACUUUUUAUUGAUGAACACUUUAAAUUAUUAACUUUUUGUUUACUUAAUUUUUGAAAAAAUUUCUCUCAGCUUUGGUUUUAAUAUGUAUUGUGGGCGAACAAAGAAACAAAAUGGUCUAUUUUAUUGAAGAAGUGAAAAAAAUUUCCAGUUUUGAGCAGGUUAUGCCGAUUUAAAGAUGUUGCCUUCGAAAGGAUAUUUUAAGGACAUAAUAUGUCCAUAUGACAAAGCAAACCUUUGUCUUCGUCCUUACUGUCACUUCAAGCAUGUAGAAACAGAUGAUAAUUGCCUAAAUCUUGUUGAAACUGAGUACUUAUCGGAUGUUAAUUCUCCUGCAGCCUUGCACCAUUCAAAUCUAUCUACUUAUCAUGAUGUUUCUUCUAGUUAUGUGCCUUCUUAUGGAAAAGGCAUUCAACCUGCUGGAAUUUUGAAGACUAGCAAUUCUAUUCCAAGCUCUGCAAUACCAGUUUACAAUCCAACUCCAAUAUCUAAAUUAAAAGAGCUUAAUUCUUCCAAUUCUCAUUUUGAUAAUACUGCAACUUAUUCUCCUAAAUAUACUCCAGAAUACUCAUAUCCAUCUAAAAAGAAUAAGAAAAUUGAAGAAUAUGAUCCAACAGAAGUGAAAGUUGUAUCUAAACGGUGUGUGACUUUUGUUGACCAGUCUGAUAUUGCUUUAGAUGAAGGCUAUGCACCUGCUUUUAGUAGUUCGGAGGAGGAAACAGAUAAUUCGGAAAAUGUGCCGAAAUUCAGUGAUGAUGAUGAAAAUGAUUGUGUUAUUUUAGACCAUCCUAGAACUAGUGUUGACAAUAAAAAACUUUCUAAGGGCAAAGUGGAGGAAGAUGAAAUUGAUGAAAAGAAAAUUGAUGAGUUUUCGAUUGUUGAUAAAAUUUUGGUAGAUAGUAAGAAAAAUGAAAAACUUUUGGCUAAUUUCCAAAAACCUGUAUCAACUUUAAAACAAUCACUUUCUAAAAAGCAGCCUGAAAAGACUAUCAAAAGUAAAUCUAAAACUCCAAAAGUUACUAAGGUUGAAACUAAAAAUGAUGCUCAAGCUGGAGGAAAUAAACAUCUCUCUUCAUCAAACAAAGAAAAAGUCAGAACAAGUGUAAAUAGUGUGUAUGAUUGUGAUGCAGAUAGAAAUGCUUCGGCACCUUUUGAAGCAGACAUUUUUGAUUCAUCUGCCAAUUCUGAUGAAUCAAAGAAAAACAAAGUUAUUGAUCCUGCCAAGAAACUAAAAAUUUCUGAUAGUGCAAAAGAUUCAUUAUCAAAAGAAAAACAUAAAGUUAGUGAUAAAACUAAUAAAAAUAGUUCUAAUAAAUCAAAGUCUAAAGAUGUAUCAAAAGAAUCUUCUAAAAAGGAGGAAUCUAAAAUUAAGCAUGAUAAACAUGUUGAAAAAGGUAGUAAAACAAAUAAAACUGAAAAACAUAAAUCUGAUAAAGCCUCUAAUAAAGACAAUAAAAGUGAGAAGAAUAAACCUGUGCCUUCUAAGAAUGAAAAAUCUUCUACUGACAAAAGUAGUAAACAAGAAAAAGGUAAAUCGUCUUCUAAAGAAUCGAAAGAAGUUAAACUUCAGGAUGAAAAAGUGACAAGUAGCAGUAUUGUGAAAAAAAGCAAGCAUGACCAUGUCACAAAACAUUCUUCCAAAUCUUCUGAUUUAACACAAAAAAAUAAGGAUAAAACUGUUAACAAAGAUGAGGAUACAAAAAGUAAAACAUCCAAAAGGAAACUGGAGGAGACAAAUAGUGAAAAACAAAUUUCUAAAAAUAAAUCAUCUUCUUCUAAGAAACAAAGAACUGAUGAUGAUAGUGAUAAUGAUGAUAAUACCAUGGAUGUGAGUGAUGAUGUAAUUAGUUUGUCAUCUGAUUCUGAUUCUGAUGUAACUGAAGAGUGCUGGAAAAUUUUUAAUGAAACAUAUCCAGAAUUCAAACAAGACCCCCUAACACCUGAUAAAGAGAGCUUACCGGCAGAAGCUAAAGCUGCUUUUAGAGACAUCACUGCAAUGCAGAAGAAACGUUUAGCCCAUGCUGGAGCUGCCAAUAUAAAGCCUGUUGUGAAAAAACUAAGUAUGAGGCAACCAAUGAAUCCCGGGCAAGUAAUGCUUGAUCGAUUCACUAAAAUAAGAGAAGCACAAAAACGAGCUGAAGAAUUGAGAGCCGAGAAUGAACAAAAAGCUAAACAUGCCAAUUUAAAUUCUCCUGGAAGAUUCCCGGAAAAGAAGCGUAUUUCAGCUGUAACAAAUCACAGUCUUUUAGCUGCAAUAGCAAAGAAAAAUAGAUUGAACCAAUCUUCUACAAUCUCUGAUUUUUCACCUUUACCAUCUACAGUAUCUAAAACAUUAAAAGUGACAAAAAGAGUUGCACAUGUUCCUGAUGCUGUAAAGAAACCUAGACCUGUGAUUCCCAUGGAUUAUGGCAGUAAAGUUCCUACUGUAGUGCGCCAAAAAUUUUUGAAUGCUUUUAUUGAUGAGUACAUAAAGUUUUCUGCUACUGAAGAGGAAGCCUUUGAAAGUGCAUUAGAAGAAGAGAAGAAAGCAUAUCAGAGGAGCUCCAGCAAAGCAAUAUAUAUGAAUGUUGCAUCCAAUGCAUUGAAUAGAUUGCGGCAUAGGAAAGAUGAAAAUGCUUCAGAUAAAAAAGGUGAUGGAGUGUCAUCAACAACGAAUGCUAAAACUGUUAGUCAUGAAGCAAUGCUGAAUGGACCUAUGUCACAACGUGCGAGCUUCAGUAUUGAAAGAAAGAAAGCUCAACCUGUUGCUGACCUUAAAGGUGUUGCCUUAUAUGAACAUCUCUUAUCUUAUGUUUUAACUGAAGACCAGUUACGAGAAAAUGGUUUUCCUCUCCCCCAUCCCACAGAAUUGGGAAGAGCUGUCAUUGAGGGAGUUUAUGCAAGUAAAACCCAGUUUUGCAAUGAUCCUUUCAAGCGCACAUGUUGUCGAUGCCAAAAGACCUAUUAUGUAAAUGUGGAUGGAGAUUAUGUACGAGAUGAAGAAUGUGACUUUCAUUGGGGUCGUUUGUGGAAAAGGCGAGUUGCUGGCAAUCUUGAGAGUCGCUACACAUGUUGUCAAGGAGAUUCUGAAUCAGAUGGUUGCUGUGUUGGGACAGGUCAUGUAUUUGAAGGCUCAGAAACGCAUGCACUGAAGGGGUUUGUAAAAACUCUACCAAAAACUCCACCUGCAGAUAAAUAUUAUGGAAUUUAUGCUUUAGAUUGUGAAAUGUGUUAUACAACUGCUGGUGUAGAAUUAACAAGAGUCUCUGUUAUCGAUCCAGAUCUGAAAACAGUAUAUGAAACCUUUGUGAAACCUCAUAAUAAAGUUCUUGAUUAUAAUACAAGGUUUAGUGGUAUCACUGAAGAUAACUUGAAGAAUGUCAGAACUACCAUUCGUGAUGUUCAAGCUGUUCUUCUAUGUAUGUUCAAUGAUAAAACUAUACUAAUAGGCCACAGUUUGGAAAGUGAUUUGAAAGCUUUAAAGAUAUUUCAUAAGACUGUUGUUGACACCUCAGUUGUGUUCCCUCAUAAAAUGGGCUUGCCAUUUAAAAGAGCAUUAAGAACAUUGACUGUAGAAAAGUUGAAUAAAAUAAUACAAAAUGAUGUGGGCGGCCAUGACAGUUGUGAGGAUGCAGUUUCUUGUAUGGAAUUGAUGCUGUGGAAGGUGAAGGAAGAUUUGAAAGGCAGCAGAUGAUAAAAAAAAAUAAUAAUAAAAGUGACUCAAAUCAUUUCUGACUCAGGAAAGAUAUUUAUGUUUUGCAAGCUUGUGUUUUAAUCAUACAUUGCUCUUUUUUGUCUGUUUGCCAUCUCAUGAACAAUCAUUGAAAAUCGCUAGUAAAUGUAAAAAAAACGGACAACUGUUUUUACUUUUAUUAAUUUCAUAUUUGUAAUUUUGAAAUGAAAUGCUUAUGUAAUAUAUUUAGUUUCCUUUUUGAGUUAUGUGUUCAGAGGACAUAAGUUGUGAAUUUUGAGUUAUUUAUAGACUUCUCAAAAUAAGCAAUUUUGUUUAUAUUAUUAAAAAUUUUGUGAUAAAAAGAAACAAGAAUAUUGAUUAGGGACAGUUUAUUACUUCAUUAAAGAUUUUGGAUUUAAGUUUCAUUUAUUUUUUCUUUCCUGUUUUGUCAUAUCUUAAAAAAAAUAUAUAUAUUUCCCUUUAUGUUGUUGUCAUUUGAUAAUGGUGAAGAUGAGCUCUGUUCUUCCAUUAUUAUUAAUUUAGCGCCCAAUAAUUUUGUUUAAAAAAAUUCUGCUAACUUUCCCACCAUGUUUAAAAAAUGAAAACUGUGUUGGUUACUAUUUGUUUCGUGAUACACUUUCUCCAAUACAUUGAAAUAAUUAUUUGUCCAAUUUUAUCAUGGCAACAUCUUUCUUUAUUUCCCUUCUUUCCCCUCAUUGCAUGUGCUUUGUUCUUGGUGAUUUUUAUUUACUGAAUUUGGAUUUUUUUUUAAACUCUUCUCAAAUUGUAACAAGGAAUAAUAUUUAUAUAUAUUUAUUUGUUGCCUUCUAAAUAUCCCAAAAUUAUAUUUGU
This is a messenger RNA of Argiope bruennichi, 4624 nucleotides long. Its product is annotated as RNA exonuclease 1 homolog. The transcript is spliced from 15 exons. Gene Ontology annotation, cellular component: nucleus. Bases 299 to 3793 code for a protein of 1164 amino acids. NCBI's taxonomy places the organism in Eukaryota, Metazoa, Arthropoda, Arachnida, Araneae, Araneidae. Gene Ontology annotation, molecular function: nucleic acid binding; exonuclease activity. The record is from RefSeq and is a predicted model, not a curated record.